CUUCUUUUAACUGUCCCCAAAAUCUCUUGUCCCGUCGUUGAAUAACAAAACAACCCCGCCACAACCGCCCCUCUCGCCGGCCGACGGGAGUGAGACCAGCACCUUGUUUCGCCUCACCUAUUGCACCUAUAGGAGGAGAUUUCUUUCUUUUCCCUUUAAUGAUUUUUGCGUUUCUCUGGCGAAAUUCACUCUCUCCGUCUCUCGCUCUGUUCAAGGUUUUCUUCUAUGGCGACGUCUAAUCUCUCUACUGGAGUGCCUUUGCUGAAAUCUGAUUCUACCAGAGCUGCCGACUGCCUUGCCUCAUGUAGAACCGUUUCUGCUGCUUUUGGUCCCGAAGCGAAGAGUAGAGGGAUGUGUUUGCAAUCGAAGCUAAUCACUCUGGUUAGAUGCUUAAGAAUAUCCGAGCAGCGGGAGGUUGCGUCUGAUAAUGACUCUCUGGACACUGAUCAGGACGUUUCAAACUCUGCCUUUGAGCCUCAGUCUAAUGGAUUCCCUCUUAGCGGGGUGAAGUUAAUGACGAAGUCUGGAAGGAAAACUAAGAUAGUCUGCACCAUUGGUCCUUCAACAAGUUCACGCGAAAUGAUAUGGAAAUUGGCAGAGACUGGGAUGAAUGUGGCUCGUUUGAACAUGUCCCAUGGGGAUCAUUUUUCCCACCAGAAAACCAUUGAUUUGGUUAAGGAAUACAACGCUCAAUUUAAAGACAAAGUUAUAGCCAUUAUGCUUGACACAAAGGGCCCUGAGGUUCGAAGUGGAGAUGUACCUAAACCAAUCUUGCUCAAAGAGGGACAAGAAUUUAACUUCACAAUCAAAAGAGGAGUCAGCACAAAAGACACUGUUAGUGUCAACUAUGACGACUUUGUAAAUGAUGUAGAAGUUGGAGAUAUUUUACUUGUUGACGGUGGAAUGAUGUCAUUGGCUGUUAAGUCAAAGACGAAUGAUUCGGUUAAGUGUGUAGUCAUUGAUGGUGGCGAACUCAAAUCGAGGCGUCAUUUGAAUGUUCGCGGAAAAAGUGCAACAUUGCCUUCUAUAACAGACAAGGACUGGGAAGAUAUAAGGUUUGGGGUGGAUAAUCAGGUUGAUUUUUAUGCUGUUUCUUUUGUAAAGGAUGCUAGAGUGGUUCAUGAGCUGAAAGACUAUCUGAGAAGCUGUAGUGCAGACAUUCGCGUGAUUGUAAAAAUUGAAAGUGCAGACUCCAUUCCUAAUCUUCAAUCAAUACUUUCAGCGUCAGAUGGGGCAAUGGUUGCUCGAGGAGACCUUGGGGCUGAACUUCCAAUCGAGGAAGUUCCUUUAUUGCAGGAAGAUAUUAUUAGAAGGUGUCAUAGCAUGCAGAAACCUGUUAUUGUAGCAACAAACAUGUUGGAAAGCAUGAUUGAUCAUCCCACACCAACUAGAGCCGAGGUUUCUGAUAUUGCUAUUGCAGUACGAGAAGGUGCUGAUGCAGUCAUGCUUUCAGGAGAAACUGCUCAUGGGAGGUAUCCAUUGAAGGCUGUGAAAGUGAUGCAUACUGUGGCUUUGAGAACGGAAUCUAGUCGACCAAUUAAUUCUACUACUCCAAAUCAAUUGAUUGUCGGCAAGAGACGUAUGGGAGAUAUGUUUGCUUUUCACGCCACCAUUAUGGCCAACACCCUAAAUACUCCUAUCAUCGUUUUCACAAGAACUGGCUCCAUGGCUAUACUCUUAAGUCAUUAUAGGCCCUGCUCUACUAUCUUUGCCUUCACUGAUGACCAAAGAAUUAAACAAAGGCUGGUGCUUUAUCAUGGGGUCAUGCCCAUCUACAUGCAGUUUUCAAAUGAUGCAGAAGAGACGUUCUCCAGAGCACUCAAGUUUUUACUGAAUAAGGGCCACGUGGUAGGGGGAGACAACGUUACACUUGUCCAAAGUGGAGCUCAACCAAUUUGGCGGAAAGAAUCUACUCACCACAUUCAAGUACGUAGGAUCCAAGGGUGACUUUGCGGGUUAUUGAAACAACACGUGGCAACUCCACGUCAUGGAUUACGAGUCAGGCACGUCUCUUCUCUCUCUCUUGAGUGAAUGAGGUAACAUAGCAUAGUCCUUAUUAUGGGUAUUGUCUUUCUCUCUCUCCCUUUUGUCGUCCAGCUCCCAUGGAGUCAAUGAGGUAAUGAGGCAUAGACCUUAAAAAACCUCUCAUCGUCUAGGGGGUUUUGCUUCUCUCUCUAGGUAAUGCCAAUUUGGUCACCCCGUCUCUCUCUCUACUAAAGCUUUAUAGCUUAGCCUGAAAAUACGUGGGGGAGAGAUCAGCAUGCAAGGAGGCUAAAACACUUGGCUCGUUGUGCAGUGCCAAAUGUACAGAAAUAAAGCCAUUCCUAUUUCUCUCUCAUUGUUCCAUCCCCUUCUGCAUUUGAGAAUUCCGGUGAGAAGCUCUUUCACUUCUCUAGUAUGUACUGCCACUUAUCUUUUUCAUGUUCAAACAAAACUUAACAAAC
This is a messenger RNA of Cucurbita maxima (winter squash), 2444 nucleotides long. Its product is annotated as pyruvate kinase isozyme G, chloroplastic-like. The transcript has 13 exons. NCBI's taxonomy places the organism in Eukaryota, Viridiplantae, Streptophyta, Magnoliopsida, Cucurbitales, Cucurbitaceae. Gene Ontology annotation, biological process: glycolytic process. The record is from RefSeq and is a predicted model, not a curated record. Gene Ontology annotation, cellular component: cytoplasm; chloroplast stroma. Bases 226 to 1947 code for a protein of 573 amino acids. Gene Ontology annotation, molecular function: potassium ion binding; magnesium ion binding; pyruvate kinase activity.